This is a messenger RNA of Protobothrops mucrosquamatus (brown spotted pit viper), 1934 nucleotides long. RefSeq names its product high mobility group 20A (gene HMG20A). Lineage: Eukaryota; Metazoa; Chordata; Lepidosauria; Squamata; Viperidae. The record is from RefSeq and is a predicted model, not a curated record. The coding region runs from base 180 to 1217 and encodes 345 amino acids. Gene Ontology annotation, cellular component: nucleus. Gene Ontology annotation, biological process: regulation of gene expression. The transcript has 11 exons.
GAAAGAGGAUGUGAAGGUGUCUGAGUGGGGGUGAAGGGGCAGCAGUCUCUAGGGGAGCCCCCUCCCUGUCCCGCCCUUCUGCAACAGCCACGUCUUAUUUAUGUAAUCUGGCGAAUUUGGAAUCUGCACAGGACCAUCCAUCACCUGGGAUUGAGAAGCAAAAUCUGGAUGUUCCAGUAAUGGAGAAUCCGAUGAGCAGCGCAUUUCCUUCGUCACGUAUUCAAGAAGACGAUGGCUUAAAAGAGAACAUCGAUGUUCCACCUGGGGUAAAUCAUUCAGAAGGAUCGUGCGGUGGCAGCGCCUCCCAGCCUGCCAGCCAUCCAGAUUUUGCCGAAGACGUCUUGCAAAGCCAACUGUUGCGCAAUGAGUCAUUUCAUAAAGCUGAACAUAGCGAACUGAGGGCCGAGGAGGAGAGCGCCAAGAGAGGAAGCUGGUCUAAAGGGCGGAAGAGGAAGAAGCCUUUAAGGGACAGCAAUGCCCCCAAGUCCCCCCUCACGGGCUACGUCAGGUUUAUGAACGAGCGCCGGGAGCAGCUUCGCGCCAAGAGACCCGAAGUCCCGUUUCCAGAAAUCACCCGGAUGUUGGGCAACGAAUGGAGCAAACUCCCGCCGGAGGAGAAACGGCGCUACCUUGACGAAGCCGACAGAGAUAAGGAGCGCUACAUGAAGGAGCUGGAGCAGUACCAGAAGACGGAGGCGUACAAGGUCUUUAGCAGGAAAACCCAGGACAGACAGAAAGGCAAAUCACAUCGGCAAGAAGGAACACGCCCAGCUACCCAUGACCAUCAGAAGGAACCGGAUACAAAGGAGAGAUCGGUUUUCGACAUUCCAAUAUUUACAGAGGAGUUUUUAAACCACAGUAAAGCGCGAGAAGCCGAGCUGCGCCAGCUGCGCAAGUCCAACAUGGAGUUUGAGGAAAGGAACGCGGCCCUGCAGAAGCACGUGGAGAGCAUGAGGACCGCGGUGGAAAAGCUGGAGGUGGACGUGAUCCACGAGCGCAGUCGCAACACGGUGUUGCAACAGCACUUGGAAACGUUACGACAGGCUCUAGCUGGUAGCUUUGCUGGGGUCCCCUUACCAGGGAGCGGGGAGACCCCCACCUUAGACACUAUUGAUUCCUACAUGAAUCGGCUGCACAACCUUAUCCUGGCCAACCCACAAGACAACGAGACUCUUAUAGCGACAGUCCGGGAGGUUAUAAACCAUCUUGAACGUUAAUCACUUGUUUCUAGGGAUUUUUUUUUCCCUUAAAGGGGGAAAGAAGCCUGGAACGUGACCCAUUGUGUGGAACUAAGCCAAGAAACGGAAGGCAAAAAGUUGGAGAUAAGCUCCAGUUCUUUACUUUAAAGCUUGAGGAGGACUAUGUUUUUGAGAAGUCGCGAUAAGAUAACGGCCUCCUCUCAGCUCAGUUUUUCUGCCCCGUCCUCCAUUCCUUAUCGUUUAUCCACUAGCCAUGGACCAACUGCGCCGAACAACACGAGGGCUGUGCUUCGUUCUCAUUUGAGUCAAGGUUGUUUUUAUUUUUGUGGCAACGAAAACAAAGCUCUGAAAUGUUUUUUCUUCACGUGCUCCAGGGGAGAGCAUUUUGCCUGCCUCUUUGCUCCUCAGUUUCAUUUCGGUCCUGUCUUGCCCAACACAAACGUCCCUGGGCUUCCCUUGGCGUGAAGGCCGACCAGCCUCCUUCUGACAUUAAAAAUACAAGAUCUUCACGUACACUUCGUAGAUCUUCAUGGUCCCAACUUCUUUUUAUUUUGUAGCAUGCUACUUAGUUUGGUGUUUACGGGAGUCUUACUCCAAUCUCUCUCUCUCUCUCUGUCUCAAAACCAGGAAACGUGCAAAGGGUCUUUGUGUGUGUCUGGGAGGGGGGGUUACAUUUCUUCCCCUUUUUUGGUAAAAUGUGAUGAUCCUUAAGAAAUAAAUGAUGUUAAAAAGGGA